CCAUCGAGAACAAAUAAACUUAUGUCACGUAUCACAAACACUGAUUUUUAUGAAUAAUUCACGAUACGAGGCUGAAGAGAAUAUUUUAGUUUAUAAAAAUAGUCAUAUUUCACGUACAAGGACAAAGAAGAUAAAUUUAAUUAGUUUAACAAAAGUGGAAAUAAAAAUAAUUUUAUAUAUAUAUAUCUUCUAAUAAAAAUCGAUAUAAGAUGCAAAUAAAUAUUAUACGUAUUUUAUUUAUUUUUUGUACGAUAUUCACGGGUAUUGUUGGACUACUAAUCUAUUACAUGGAAUCUUAUUUACCUAUUUUUUUAACUCGUACUUAUCGUUAUGGUAAAUAUUCUGUUAAUAUUUAUGAACCAAUAGUUGCAAAAACAGAAGUACCUAGAAAAUGGUUUAAACAUUUUUAUAUUUUUGCUGCACCAGCUUCAAGUUAUGUACUAUACUUAGUUAUUUGUAUAUAUUUAUGGGAGUAUAAUAUCUCCAAAAAUAUUAUAUGGAUAUUAGAUAUAUGUCUGGGAUCAUUUAGACAACCAUUAGUAUCAUCAGAAAGUACAUUUACAGCAAUUCUACUUUUAACUUUUCAUUGUUGGAAACGAUUAUAUGAAACAUAUUAUAUAAAUAUCUUCAGUGAAAAGAAAAUGAAUAUACUUCAUUAUAUAAUUGGAUUUUAUCAUUAUAUAGGAACCUUAAUAUGUAUUAUAAGUGAAUCUGAAGGUUUUGUUGAAGAUUCAAAAGGAAAUUUUACUUGGAAUAAAAUUACAUAUUUUCAUUUAUUAUGUUCAAUUAUUUUUAUAUUAUCAACAUAUGUACAACUUAAGUCAAAUUUUAUUCUUCGUAAAUUACGAAAAAAUGAAGAUGGAAAGAUUAAUUCUACAAUAUAUAAAAUACCACAUGAUGGUCUGUUUGAGUAUGUAUCAGGUGCAUUACAAAUUACAGAGAUAAUUAUUUAUAUAACACUUUCUAUGAUUUUAUGGCAAAGUUCUACAUUUCAUUAUGUUACAAUUUGGGUCUUAUGCAAUCAGACAUGGACUGCGAUAUUGACUCAUCAAUGGUACAUGCAAAAAUUUAAAAAUUAUCCAAAAUCUCGAAAAAUUUUAAUUCCUUUUAUUUUUUAAGUAAUAUAAAAUUUUUGAUAUUAUACAAUAUUAUUAUAAAAAUCAUAAUAUUAUUAAACAUUAUUAAAACAUAUAAUAAAUAAUUAUAAUUAUAAGCAUUUUAAAUAAUGUUCGUAUAUAUUUAAUUAAACCAUAAAGAGUUGUAUUACUGGAAUAUUGAAAUAAAGAGUUUGUAUUUUAAUAAUAUAAA
Messenger RNA from Apis cerana (Asiatic honeybee), 1308 nucleotides. RefSeq names its product polyprenol reductase. Gene Ontology annotation, cellular component: endoplasmic reticulum. Lineage: Eukaryota; Metazoa; Arthropoda; Insecta; Hymenoptera; Apidae. The record is from RefSeq and is a predicted model, not a curated record. Gene Ontology annotation, biological process: dolichol-linked oligosaccharide biosynthetic process; polyprenol catabolic process. Gene Ontology annotation, molecular function: 3-oxo-5-alpha-steroid 4-dehydrogenase activity.